AUGCAGUACUCGCUCAACAACUACCCUCUUCCGGGCCCGCUCUCGCCCGUCUACAACCAGGCGCUCGUCAAGCUCUCACGCUCGGACGAGACCACCACGGGCGGCCUAUUCCUGGCCGCGGAGGAGAAGGAGAAGCCUCGCGAGGGCGUCGUGGUGGAGGCUGGCCCUGGCCGCGUCCAUCCUGAUACUGGCGCGACGCUCCCCACCGCGGUGAAGAGCGGCGACUUGGUGCUAUUGGGCGAGUUUGCCGGC
Messenger RNA from Emiliania huxleyi CCMP1516, 252 nucleotides. RefSeq lists its product as hypothetical. The transcript has a single exon. Gene Ontology annotation, molecular function: ATP binding; protein folding chaperone. The record is from RefSeq and is a predicted model, not a curated record. The annotation marks the transcript as partial. Gene Ontology annotation, biological process: protein folding. NCBI's taxonomy places the organism in Eukaryota, Haptophyta, Isochrysidales, Noelaerhabdaceae.